AUGCCGAUAAUCGACACCUCCAAAGAUCUGGCAGCCCUGUUUGCCGACCAAGUUGCAGCCACCCCAGAUGCACCUGCUCUCGAAGACGAGCACGCAACCUACUCGUAUGCCCAACUCGCCGCCAAGGUUAACGAACUUGCAGCCCGCUUGAAAAAGUAUGGCGUUCAGAGAGAUAGUCUGGUUGGCGUUCUCUUACCACGCAGUGCCGAUUAUGUGAUUGCCUGUCUUGCAGCACUCGAAGCUGGUGGGGCCUAUUUGGUGCUCGAGUUGGCAUACCCACCCGAUUUGCUCGCAGAUGCUAUUGACGAUGCAAGGCCCGUGGUAGUCAUAACGAAUGUUUCCGAGACCGGGAAAAUCAAGCAGGGAAUUACCACCAUUGCCCUUGACGAAGUGGCUUGUACGAAUGGUCACCACGACCCAGCUGAGUUGGAAGCUGAAGUCAAUGGCCACGAAGCCAAUGAAGACGGGAAGACCGCAUCCAACGGCCAAUCCCCAGUCAACGACCUCGAUCGAUUGGCUUUUGUAGCAUACUCAUCAGGAACCACUGGUCGUCCCAAAGGCAUCGCGAAUCCCCACCGGGCAUCAGUCCUGUCAUACGACUUGCGUUUUGGCAUCUCCGACGUCCGACCCGGCGAUCGGGUUGCGGCCAACGUCUUUUUCGUCUGGGAGAUCAUACGUCCUCUACUGCGUGGCGCUACUGUAAUCACCGUGCCGGACGAAAUGAGCUACGAUCCCUCGACUCUCAUCGAGCUGCUCGCCUCGAGACGUGUGAAUGAAACUCUGAUGACACCCACACUUCUGGCCGCAGUGUUGACCAGAUACCCAGACUUGGGAUCUCGUCUCAAGGAUCUCAGGACCCUGUGGCUGAACGGGGAAGUCGUCACCACUGAGCUUGCCCGCUGGGCGUUGAAGGCUCUGCCCCAAGUCCGCCUUCUCAAUUGCUACAGCGCCUGUGAGACCCACGAGAUCGCAUGUGGAGACAUUGGUCAGAUGCUCGAGGAUAGCACCGUCAGUCAGGCGGUGAACUGUCCGGUUGGCCAACCGCUGGAGCCAGAGAAUAUACACGUUCUGGAUGAGAAUGGUAAGGAGGUUGAGCGUGGAACCACAGGAGAGCUGUUUGUGGGUGGCGCUCUUCUCGCCCGCGGCUAUCUCAACCGGCCUGAGACGACGGCGGAAGCAUUUGUAUCGGACCCUUUCAGCUCGRUUGAGGGCGCUCGUAUGUACAAAACCGGUGAUCUCGCCGUGCUGCUACCUUCUGGCCUCUUGGAAAUCAGCGGUCGUCUUACUGGCCUGAUCAAGCUGCGCGGUUACUCCGUGGUACCAGGGAAGGUGGAAGGUACUAUUCACGACCAUUUGGCUGUCAAGAACUGCGUGGUGGCUGCGCACGGAGACGGGCUCGACCGACAGCUGGUUGCGUACUUCGUACGAGACACAGAUGUCUCUUCUGAUCGACCCGCCGUGGAGGUGGACGAGCUGGGUCACAGCCCAUCGGCAAGGAAGAGCAUCUCAGCCUACUUGGCUCAAUACAUGCUUCCCACAAUAUGGAUAGAGCUUGAAUCUAUACCAACUCAUCCAGUUUCUGGCAAGGCCGAUUUCAAAGCACUUCCUGCUCCACCUACUGCAAAGAACGUACUUCCCGAAGUGGUCAAGGAUCCCAUCGGGAUCGAUGCCGUCGCUGAAGUAUGGAGCGAAGUACUGGGAGCACCGAAGAGUGCGCUGAAGAAGGACACCAACUUUUUCGAUCUUGGAGGACAUUCACUUUCUUUGGCAGAACUUGCAGGCAAGCUGUCGCGGGCAUUCGGCUUCCGUAUUCCAGCUGGACGCCUGGCUUCCCCGGCGACCCUCGAGAGUCAUCUUCACACUGUCCGUGAGGUCCGGGAUGGACAAAUUGCCGCCGUGCAGGCCGAUCUACCCGCAGCUCUGCGACGAGACACCAGACUUGACUUUGAGCCCAAGGAGGGAUCGAAAUUCAAGACACUGAAAGACGCCAAGACGGUACUUCUUACCGGUKUCACAGGCUUCUUAGGAGCAUUCCUUCUCAGUGACUUGAUGCAGAACACCUCCGCUCGAGUCGUGUGCAUUGUCAGGUCUCCCCAGCCCUCGGACGAAGAUAAGCCUCGAGCCACCGCAGCCAUGCGGAAGAACUUGAUCGGGUUCGGCAUUUGGCAAGACUCCAUCAUGGAACGUGUUGAAGUUCUACCUGCAAACCUCGAGCGAAAGCGGUUGGGUCUUCCGCAGGAUGUUUUUGACGACCUUGCUAGCCGCGUUGAAGUCAUUGUACACGCUGCUGCAUCUGUGAAUCUUGUGUACCCCUACGCGGCUCUUCGAAACGCAAACGUGGAAGGUACAAGAGAGAUUCUACGGUUGGCCUGCAUCGGUGGUGCAACAGUCCAGUACGUGUCGACUAACGGCGUCCUACCGGCCUCGCAAUCAGGCCAUGGCUGGCCGGAAGACUCGAUGCUAUACGUCGAUGCAGUUCCAGAGAAGAUCCCCGAUGGCUACGGCCAGAGCAAAUGGGCUGCCGAGCAGCUGGUGUUGGAAUCAGGACGCCGUGGCCUACCGGUUCGUAUCCUGCGGGCCGGGACGAUCUCUGGCCACAGUGCGACAGGAGCAGCGAACGCAUGGGAUCUGCUGACGGCGCUAUUUGUUGAAUCGAUACAUCUCGGAUACUACCCAGACGUAGAAGGCUGGCGUGCGGAGAUGACUCCAGUGGACUUCGUGGCAAAGGCGAUUGUUCAUCUUGGAAACCAAGCUCAUGCUAAGCAGCUCGUCUUCCAUCUCGGCGAUCCAAGCCCCGUUGAUGCGAAGACAGUAUUUGAUCAUUUCGCCGAGUUGGGUUAUGCCACUCAGCCGUUGCCCUUUGAAGACUGGGUAGCUCUAUGGACUGAGAAGAGAGGUUCCGCUCGAGGUGGCGAGGGAGCCUUCUGUGUCGAUAUCCUUCGCAGCGGAAUGCCCAGUGUCGACUUUCUCCGGGACAUUGUCGUUUUGAAUAACGCACAAACUCGACCAUUCCGCGCCAUUGUGGAGAGACCAAAAGUCGAUUGUCGCCUGCUAGAGACCUACACACGGCAUUGGUUUGCACGAGGAUGGCUCAAAACCCCACCAACUCAGCACUUCGCGCUCGGCGGCUCUUCCCGCGCGGUUCGCAAGAGCAUGCUUGCCGGCAAGGUCGCUGUGAUCACAGGCGCUUCAAGUGGCAUAGGUGCAGCAGUCGCAGCAGCGCUGGCCAAAGAGGGCUGUCAUCUUGUCCUUGCCGCUAGGAGAGCCAAGGUCCUCGAAGAUCUGAAGCUUCGUCUGGCCGUCCGUGAUGGCAAGGUAUUGACCAAAGCGACCGAUGUCAUAGAUAAGAAGGCCGUUGAUGCUCUGUUCCGCGAGACUGAGUCCGAACUCGGACCCAUCGACAUUCUUGUGUCUUGCGCUGGAGUCAUGUACUUUACGAUGAUGGCCAACGCACAGACUGAGGAAUGGAACCGCACAGUCGAUGUCAAUUGCAAAGGCCUUUUGCACUGUCUUUCCAACAUCGUGCCUCCUAUGAUUCAGCGAGGUAGUGGGCACAUUGUAGCAAUCUCCAGCGAUGCUGGGCGGAAAGUUUUCCCAGGUCUGGGUGUUUACUCGGCCAGCAAGUUCUUCGUCGAAGCCACGCUCCAGGCACUGCGGGUCGAGACGGCCGGAAAGGGUCUUCGAGUGACCAGUGUCCAGCCGGGAAACACGGAGACGGAUCUGCUGGGCAUGUCUACUGAUGCGGAGGCGAUUGAGGCCUAUGGAAAGCCUUCGGGAGCGAAGAUUCUGGAGCCUAGUGAUGUCGCUGCAUCGAUCGUGUAUGCUCUGAAACAGCCUGAGCAUGUCGCGGUCAACGAGAUUAUGAUCGAGCCGAGGGACGAACCUAUCUAG
Messenger RNA from Ramularia collo-cygni, 3891 nucleotides. Its product is annotated as probable NRPS-like enzyme. The coding region runs from base 1 to 3891 and encodes 1296 amino acids. The transcript has a single exon. The record is from RefSeq and is a predicted model, not a curated record. Gene Ontology annotation, molecular function: phosphopantetheine binding. Lineage: Eukaryota; Fungi; Ascomycota; Dothideomycetes; Mycosphaerellales; Mycosphaerellaceae.